Messenger RNA from Ceratitis capitata (Mediterranean fruit fly), 1680 nucleotides. Its product is annotated as cytochrome b5-related protein. Gene Ontology annotation, cellular component: mitochondrion. NCBI's taxonomy places the organism in Eukaryota, Metazoa, Arthropoda, Insecta, Diptera, Tephritidae. Bases 178 to 1482 code for a protein of 434 amino acids. The record is from RefSeq and is a predicted model, not a curated record. Gene Ontology annotation, biological process: lipid metabolic process. Gene Ontology annotation, molecular function: heme binding. The transcript is spliced from 5 exons.
GUAAGUUCAAUUUGCAUUCAGUGUUAAUCGGACAAAAAUUCGUGAUCGUUCGCAACGGACUGCUAGAAGUGUCGCGCAUUUCGUAUUUAUUAUUAUUGAGUGAUUGAUAAUCCUGCAUACUCCCGCCGCAGGGAUAUCCUUAUACAUACAUAUUAUAUAUUUUAAGGUCCGUGUAAAAUGGUGAUAGAAACGUGGAAAAAGUCGGGAAUAGCAACAAAGUUUCCUUCUUAUAGAAAUUCAAGUCUAAUUACAGCUAAAGGCUGGCUUUUGGGCAAACAAAAUGAUGACGAAGCUGAGGGUUUGUGGCGAAUUUAUGAUGGAAUUUACGACUUCACAGAUUUUAUUAAAAAACAUCCUGGCGGUGAAUUUUGGUUAACCGAAUCUAAGGGUACAGAUAUUACCGAAGCAUUUGAGGCCCAUCACAUCGCCACUGGACCACAUAAAUUGCUAAGUAAAUACAAAGUUCGAGAUGCAAAGCAUCCACGCAUUUACACACUCACACUUCACGAAGAUGGCUUUUAUAAGACAUUACGCGAGCGUGUGCGUGAGAAGCUGAAAACCAUUGACAAAUCACCGCAGCGGAAGAGCGAUUUAAUACACUUCUCACUACUAGCGUCCAUUUUUAUUUUCGCUGUACUUAGCGCCCGCUUAAACAGUCUAGUGUGCUUAGCCUUGGCCGGCACUGCACUCUGCUGGACCACAAUUGUUUCUCAUAACUACUUUCAUAGACGCGAUAACUGGCGCAUGUAUGCGUUCAAUUUGAGCUUGAUGAACUUCUGCUCGUGGCGUGUCUCUCAUGCACUCUCUCAUCACAUCUAUCCGAAUUCCUACUUUGAUCUGGAAUUGUCAAUGUUUGAGCCGUACUUUUGCUGGGUACCAAAUCCACAUAUCAAGAGCAAGUUAAUGCGUUAUCUUUCAAUUAUCACAGAACCGGUAUUUUACGCACUCGCUUUUCCAUUGCAAAAGAUAACCAGAAUAAUUUUCUCGCUGCGUCAUGACAAUGUCAUGUAUUGGCACGAUAGCUUACCGCUAAGCAUUCCACUUGCGAUUUUUCUCUUUUCGGAUUUAUCACUCUUCUUAACGUUGCGUCAAUGGCUCUUCAUUACCAUGAUAGCCAGUUUCGCUUUCUGCGUUAUCGGUUUGAAUGCUGCCCAUCACGAUCCAGAGAUUUAUCAUGAAGGUGAUGCUCAUCGCGAAGAUCGUGAUUGGGGUCUCUUCCAAGUGGAUACCAUUAUUGAUCGUGGCGAUUUGAAGGGUUCUCAGUUCUUGGUGUUGACUCAUUUCGGUGAUCACAUCUUGCAUCAUUUGUUUCCCACUUUGGAUCACGGCAUACUACCACAACUUUAUCCGAUUCUCUAUGAGACAUUGGACCAGUUUAAGGGUAAAUUGCGUGAAUGCAAUCAUUUAGUACACUUGCUUGGUCAGCAUAGGCAGUUGUUGCGCACCGAACCGAAUACCAAGCCGCCCGGAGCUGAUGACUAAGUGGUGUUUGAGUUUAAAUGUAAAACCUUUUUUUUUUAAAUAUGUAUCUUAAUAUGCUUGUAAAUAUAUACUAUGUAAGCGUAAUUGAUUGCUUAAAUUUAGAUAUUUAUAGCACAAAUUUGGAUUAUCUACUAAGUUUUAGUGUAAAUAUGAAUAUAUGUACAUAUAUCCACUUGAAUUUAAGGAACGAAUAUUAAA